AAUGAUUCCGAAUCCUUAUUCACUCGCCUCCAUCGAGUCCAAAUUCGAACUUGGGCACAUUGGAAAUAAUGAAAAACAAAAGCCCAUAUACCUCCACCACCUAGAACAGCCUCCAUCGCUACUGCAUCGGGGAUAGAGAGAGAGAGAGAAGAUGCCAUUGCCAAUUCGCAGUGUUACAGCCUCUGGAAUCACCACCCCAUCAACGCCCUCUCUGCUUUAUCUCCUUUAUUUUUAUGCCUGUCUUGCUUAUUUAAAAAUCCAAGCUUUUUAACUUUUUGCCAAUUGUUACUGGUUUGCAGUGAGGCUUCCAAAUAGAGAUUGAGGAAUAAAGCAACCAACAAAUCAAAAGGGGAGAGAGAGAGAGAGAGAGAGAGAGAGAAGCGAGUAAAGGCUUUCAGAGGGUGGUUUUUGGCUUUCUCUCUAAUGCUUUCUAUUUGAACUUGCCUGUUAAGUUUAACUAUUUAAGAUAGUUUAAGCUUGCAAUUUUUUUUUUCUUUUCUCCCGCUAAACCUGAAAUGCUGUUUGGUUUUAGUUAUAUUAGAAUUGGUAUAACCCAAGUCAGACCUAUCAAGAAGAAUGGUUUCUUUCGGUUUGGUGCGCGUGUUCAAGGCGUUAAGAUUGAUUACGAUGGAAAAGGGCUGACCUUUUCUAAACCCAUAGGCUAUUUUUUUGCAUGUCCAUUAACAUUUGAUCGAGUUGUUGCGGUUUUCUCAUCAUUUAGUACGAGAAGUGGCCAUGGUUCUCGUUGUAGCAAUGAACUCGAAGUUCAUUCUGUAAAAGAAUAUGGAGUUCAUAAUGCCAAUGAUGGGUAUGAUAGAUUUAGGAAAACGGGUCCUGGGGAUUCUGGGAAUAGGAGUUUCUUUGGAUGUCCUGAGGGUGACUCUGGAUAUAAUCCAGGGUCCAAUUUUGACAAUUUUGAUGAGGUUGAGGACUCUGAUAACAGUGAUGAUGAAGAAGGAGAGGAUGGUAGUGAUAAUGAUGAUUUUUUAGUGUUGAGUUCGUUUAAUAGGAAUAGUGAACAAAAAGAUGUUAGGACAUUUGACGGAGAUGAGGAGGACUUUAGACACCCUCUGGUGAGAGAAAUUUGUAGGUUAAUUGAACUUAGGUCGAGUUGGAACCCAAAGCUGGAAGGGGAAUUAAGACACUUGUUAAGAAGCCUCAAGCCCAGGCAGGUCUCUGCUGUUUUGCAGUCUCAGGCUGAUGAACGAGUUGCUUUGAAAUUUUUUUAUUGGGCUGAUCGGCAAUGGCGAUAUCGACACGACCCUAUUGUGUACUAUACUAUGCUUGAGGUCCUCAGUAAGACUAAGUUAUGUCAGGGUGCUAAGAGGGUUCUGCGGCUCAUGGCCCGUAGAGGAAUUUGGCGCUCACCUGAAGCAUUUGGUUAUCUGAUGGUGUCAUAUAGCCGAGCAGGCAAGUUAAGGAAUGCAAUGCGGGUUUUAACCUUGAUGCAAAAGGCAGGGGUUGAACCCAAUCUGUCCAUAUGUAACACUGCGGUUCAUGUUUUGGUGAUGGGGAAUAAAUUGGAAAAAGCAUUGAGGUUCUUGGAACGCAUGCAAAUUGUUGGCAUCGGACCAAAUGUUGUCACUUAUAACUGCCUGAUAAAAGGGUAUUGUCAAGUGCAUAGGUUUGAAGAUGCCAUGGAGCUGAUUGCUGAAAUGCCACCUAAGGGUUGCUCCCCAGAUAAAGUUAGCUACUAUACUGUAAUGGGUUUUCUUUGUAAGCAAAAAAGGAUGAAAGAAGUCAGGGAAUUAAUGGGGAAGAUGAAGGAUGGAGGAUUAUUACCUGAUCAGGUUACUUAUAAUAAUCUUAUCCAUAUGCUUUCCAAGCAUGAACAUGGAAAUGAUGCGCUUGAAUUAUUAAGGGAAGCUGAAGAGAGGGGAUUUCGUAUUGAUAAGGUUGGUUAUAGUGCAAUAGUUCACUCAUUCUGUAAGGAGGGUAAGAUAGACAUGGCAAAAGAAAUUGUGAGUGAGAUGUUCUCAAAGGGUUGCAUUCCAGAUGUUGUAACCUACACUACUGUUCUUGAUGGGUUUUGUCGGCUCGGGCAGGUGGAUCAGGCUAAAAAGAUGCUUCACCAGAUGCGCAAGCAUGGGUGUAAGCCAAAUACUAUAUCGUAUACAGCCUUAUUAAAUGGGCUUUGCAAGAGUGGGAACGCUAUGGAGGCAAGAAAGAUGAUGGAUAUGAGUGAGGAAGAGUGGUGGACUCCAAAUGCCAUAACUUAUAGUGCUGUGAUGCAUGGAUUGCGUAGGGAGGGUAAGUUGGUCGAGGCCUGUGAGCUGGUCAAAGAGAUGGUUCAAAAGGGGUUUUCUCCAACCCCAGUUGACAUAAACUUAUUUAUUCAGUCUCUUUGCCGAGAGGAGAAAAUGGAUGAGGCUAAAAGGUUUCUUGAGUGGUGUCUGAACAAAGGGUGUGCUGUUAAUGUUGUCAAUUUUACCACUCUUAUUCAUGGAUAUUGUCAAAAGGAUGACUUAGAGGCCGCUUUGUCAUUGCUUGAUGACAUGUAUCUUAUCAACAAACAUCCUGACACAGUCACAUAUACAACAGUCAUCAAUGCAUUGGGAAGAAAAGGUAGAAUAGAAGAGGCAACUGAACUUACUAAGAAGAUGCUGGGGAAGGGUUUGGAUCCCUCUCCUGUGACAUACAGGACGGUUAUCCAUUGGUAUUGUCUGAUGGGUCGGGUGGAUGAUUUGUUGAAAUUAUUAGAAAGAAUGCUUUCAAGGCAAAUGUGCCGAACAGCAUAUAAUCAAGUUGUUGAGAAGCUUUGCAAUAUUGGAAAUCUUGAGGAGGCUGAAAAACUUUUGGGUAAGGUAUUAAGAACAGCUUCAAGAAUUGAUGCUAAUACAUGUCAUGUUCUUAUGGAUAGUUAUUUGAGCAAAGGGUUUCCUCUGUCAGCUUAUAGAGUGGCUAGUAGAAUGUUCAGUCGAAAUUUGAUUCCUGAUUUAAAGUUAUGUGAGAAGGUGAGUAAAAGACUGAUGUCAGAAGGAAACUCAAAGGAGGCUGAUAGCCUUAUGUUAAGGUUUGUAGAGCGUGGAUGUUUAUCUCCCCCAGCAGCAUGAGCAUACGCAAGGCCAACAGGGAAUUAUAAUCUAAGGAUGAGACAUCAGUUUUUCCCUCAAUCAUCUGUGCUAUUCAAACUCUGUUUUCAAGGGCUUCAUCGUGCGGAAAUAAUAUGCAGGUUGCCUAGCUUUUGGGUACUAAAUUUCCCACAACUAUUUGUUGGAAGUUGAUAGAGAAACUCUGGAGUUUUCUCAGACCAACGAAAAGUGGUCAUAUUUUCAAGCGGAUCGCUACGAGUGGCUUAAGUGAGGUACAUGGCAUGAGAUUUCAGAGGCAUUACUGGCUAUACAACCUUCGUCAAAUACGAAGGUAAGGGCUUUCAGUGGCUGUUCGAUUCUAUACAUCUCCCUCAAACACCAGUGAAAAUGGACCAUGCCUUUGUCGACCAUGAAAAAAGGGACUUUGCUUUGUUUGUUUAUGAAAAGGGACCAAACCAAACAUGCACAAUCUGGAAUAAUUGAGAAAGAAAAUAACGGCAACGGUAGGUGGAAAAUUAAUGGUGGGGCUUUAACACUUAUUUUUUUGCAUAUUUUUGGAGGAAGAGUUUAGAAAAAAAGGGAGUGUAUUUUUCCUUCUUUGUUAAAUGUUGAAAGAAACCAUAUGGAACCAUAUAACAUGUCUGCGUCGUGGCCGACCUACGUACCUAGCUGCCCACUUUCAAAUGCAUUCCAUUAUUUGUUAUUCAAUAAUCUUUGUUUAAUCAAGAAUAAUAUUGCAUGA
Ziziphus jujuba (common jujube) is the source of this 3774-nucleotide messenger RNA. RefSeq names its product pentatricopeptide repeat-containing protein At1g09900. The transcript has 2 exons. NCBI's taxonomy places the organism in Eukaryota, Viridiplantae, Streptophyta, Magnoliopsida, Rosales, Rhamnaceae. The record is from RefSeq and is a predicted model, not a curated record. Gene Ontology annotation, molecular function: protein binding. The coding region runs from base 516 to 3053 and encodes 845 amino acids.